Molecule: messenger RNA, 1597 nt
Organism: Micropterus salmoides (largemouth bass)
Lineage: Eukaryota; Metazoa; Chordata; Actinopteri; Centrarchiformes; Centrarchidae
Exons: 6
Coding region: 104-1330 (408 amino acids)
Source: RefSeq, a predicted model, not a curated record
UACACUGGCAGUUCACCUUAGUGGCUCGGGCUGUCUACACUGGUGUCUUGUUCAUUUUCUUGUUGUACUUCAGCAGCAGGGUUGUGAGGGGAAACGUUUGGAGAUGAAUCUUUACAGGAGCUUUGGAAACCUCAUGGAGGCUUGGAUAAGUGAAGGAGGCCAGUGUUCGGACUCAGACUGUCCCAAAAAAUAUGAUGAAGACUCACCUACACCUUCCUCUGAUAUGGGAACAAACCUGCGCUCAGAAUCUGUGGACUCUGGAGUGGAGACAGCCAGCUCUGACACGACACUAUAUCCUGCUCAUCCUGCUAUAUCCUGCUGCGCCUUAACAGAAAACGCAGAAACAGACACAUUUACACCAGAAAGAGAAGUUGAAAGACUCACUGCAGCCUCAACAUCACAGUCUCCUGUCCUCUUAUCUUCUUUGCCUUCCUCAUCUUCCAUUUCCUCCUCAUGCCUCUGUCACAGCAGAGCUCAGGAGAGAUCCACCACGUUACACCAAAAAGUGGAGCAGGCACUACAGAGGACUGACUCUAAACAUCUAAAGGACAACCCAAAGCCCCUUACAGUGGACGAGGUGCUCAGGCGACGACCUCGAGCAUUUUCUCUACCUAAUCGACACACAUCUGACAUUAUGCGAAGUCAACUGUCAGACACUUAUGCCCUAAGGACGACAGCCAACCCAUCAGUGUCUAUGAUCCAAAUGUGCGGACAACUGAUGGCUAUGAGUUGUAACAAGAAGCCAACUCAGACAAGAUUAGAGAACCCUGGUAAGGAGGAGGGGAAAGGGCUGAGUCCCGGGCUCAGCUACUUGGAGCAGGUGUGCCAAAUGUUAGAGGAAAUUGCCAGACAACAGAUGCACAGUCGAGCGUUACAGAUGGAGACAAAAACCCUGCGGGAGCUUCAAGAUGCGAAGGCUCUCUACACCUGUCAGAAUGACUCUAAAGCUGCUGAGGAGGAUCUCUCUUCUUGUCAAAGGCUUAAAAAUACAGAAAGUGCAGAUCACAGUUCCAGCAAAACACAGCAGCAGAAAGAUUAUCCUGACAGAUAUUUUCGGCCGAGAUCAGCUUCAGACUCAACCAUUGCAGCGCUGCAUUUAAGAACAUUGAAUGCAGACUGCAGAGGGCAGCAUUUGAGUACAGAUGACCUGCCGGAGAAGCAGAAGACGAAUAAAAUUAAGAAGAACUGGAAGUUAAAAAUUGGGUCUUUGAGAAGAGAGGACCCUGCUGUGAGAGAUGGCCAAAAGAUGCAGCCAUCUGAGAAAAAAUCUGCCAGGAGACGGUUGAGCCAGCUGUUCAGGAAGAACAGCAGGAAAACACUGCCCAUGUGAAAGGACCAAAGUGUGUUUGUCAUGAUGUUUGGUCAUUUUUGUUUCACUUGUUAAGAGAAGAAAGCUUUCCUUUCUGAGUCUGAGCCCUGUCGCUGCUUUCAAACUGACUUCCUAUUGAUGUAUGUUGAUGUAGCCCAUGUGAUGUACACUCACCUAAAGGAUUAUUAGGAACACCUGUUCAAUUUCUCAUUAAUGCAAUUAUCUAAUCAACCAAUCACAUGGCAGUUGCUUCAAUGCAUUUAGGGGCGUGGUCCUGGUCAAGAAAAU